AGAACGAGGCUAAUUGGGCGAUAAUUAAAUUCGUUUUCAUGGCGGGACGAAAUCGGUCAAGUCGUGAUCUUUGGCAGUUUAUUGCAAAUACUACUGUCCAAAGACCAGAGGUGUUGAUUAGUACAGAGAUCAAAGAUCACCAUGAAAAGAUACUAAAGGGUCUGUCAUCAUAUCAGAAACCAAACAAAGCUUCGGAGGACAAACUAAAGACAGAGAAACAUGUGAAAGGAGACAGAUUUGAGUUCUUGAAGAAAUUGAGCAGAUUUAUAAACUUGAAUGAAGUACAGUGCCAUGAUUUAUUUAACCAGUACCUUCUGAGAGAAUACACAGGAUCACACUCAAACCUUCAGACUGUGCUAUCAGAUGACCGUCGUGUGCAAGGUCUCUUGUUGAAAGUGAGGGAUUUCUACCAUACUGACAGACUUUACUUGCUAUGGUGUCUUAAAUCCAUAUUAUGUAACUGGCAAGAUGAGGACCAUCCUUACAGGGUGCAAUAUUUUGAGUUUGUAGAAAAGGCCAAUUUGAGGGAUGAACUGAUCAACAGUAUUCUUCAGCAGUAUGACAAUAUCACUGCCCAACAGGCCCCAACAUGGGAAUCACAUGGACAGCUGAUGACUGAGGUUCAAGUGGAAACCUGGAUUAUGCAGAACUUAAGAGAGCAGUUAGAAGUGCUGAACCUGGUGCUAUUGUUUUACAAAGAUUUUGAACAUCCCCCAGACAAAGUAUAUGAUCUCUUGAUGAAAUUCAAGAGGCAGGGCUUUGGAAAGAGACAACACUACCGUAAUCUGCUAAAUGAGCGCACAGAAUCGUUGACCAAGAGAAUCGGUCAUGCUCAGAUACUGAUCAUUAUCCAAAGUGUGGAUUUGGAGUACCUGAGUCGCAGCUCAGCAAAUGAUCCUCACUCACAACCUCUCUUACAACAGCAUCCAAAGUUUAAGAGCCUUGACCAGCUGUUCUGUUCACUUGGGGAUUACCCCCAACAUGGCCCUCUUCUCAUCACGUGGUCCAUAGUGAGGCAGUUGCUAUCACAUGGCGGAGCAGCGGGGACCAGGAAACUAGGAAAUACAGCCCUUCAACUUGGAGUAUUUGAUUACAUGCUAGAACUUGUCACAUCUGAGCCCUUCAAUGGAAAUACAAUGAUAGCCCAUGUCUCGCAAACAGUGCUAUAUGGUCUGCUUUCUGUCCUGCUGACGUUAUUCCAUGAAGAUACUCUUGGAGACACUACUGCCCUCUAUCAACUGGUUUCGAAACUUCUCAGUCAUCCCCUUAUUGCUGCUGACAUGUGGGACAAGGGUUUUGAUGAGGGAGUAGGUACUCUAGUUGGAUCAGCUUUAAGUAAGUUCCCUCUAGACUUUGAGGGCUUGGUGCAUCUUAUGAUUCCACUUGCAAAAGCCAGUAAACCCAGCUCCAGAAGGGUAUGUAAACUGCUGUCCCAGAUGAGAACCUACACAGAGUUUCUAGAUCAAAACAGAGCUGCAGACAUUGAGCAGACAAGACAGGAAUCUGUGUGGAUGCUGGUACAAGAGAAACUACCAUAUAAUUCAGGUCACUUUGUGAUCCCAAGACGAACAUGUGGACAAUUAUUUCCCCAACCUGGUCCUGGCAGUCCUCUGAUACAGUGGGAGGUGGACUAUAGUGCCUGGGACCUUUUCUACUGUGAAGUGAAUCUACUUUUAGAACAGAUAUCACAUGGCACUGGGAUGGUAUCCAGGGAGACAGUUGCUAAGGUAACCUCAAUAGCUGAUCUUGCUUCUGAAGUGAUGAAACAUGACAUUGACAUUAGUGACCAGGUUAAACAUCUCAGCAAACAAUUCUUUGAUGUGGUUCAGAGGUUUAUAGUAGCUGCGACACCGCCCCUUGACCUGCUGUCCAGCUGUAUUAAGUCCAUCACAUGUCUGCUAGCUGAUAACCCCUUGGAUACGUGGCACCAGAUGAAACAAACAGGAAUUCUUCCAUUUUUGACUGAAAACUUUACAGAUCUUUUGGAGGCAACAAGUGGAAAUGGUCUGAAUGCAGGACCAUAUGGCACCAUCCUUGCAGGGUUUGAAUGUACCCAGGGCCACUAUGCUGUUACACUGUCAUUGCUGGACUUCAUGACACACAUAAUUCAGCCACUGUAUAAGGCUAGAAGAGAGACUGAAAUGAUGGCUUGCUUGGUCUUUCUAACCAGAGAUAUAUUUCCAUCUUUCCAUAAAUGGCGAUACUUUGAUAUCACUAGUCGAGAACAGAUAGGUCAGAAAUGUUUGGAACUGUUUCACAAAAUUCUCAAUACACUUGGAUCAGACUCACAGAACACAGCGAGAAGUACAGACUUGUCUCUACGAGAUGUUUGCGUGUACAGUCUGUUGUAUACAGAGGCAGGCCGCACCCUCCUGGAGAUUAUAUCAACUGGGGUGGACACUAUAGAGGUUGCCAUUGGUUACCAAGGAAGUUUAACUGAAGGGGGAGGAGUGGAACUGAUACAUAUGAUUCGAUUGGCUCUCUCUGUAUUGAACCGCCUUCUUCUUCUUCGCCCUGCCCACCUGUCAAUCUCUCCAGUAGAACACGCCUUGUCUUCCCAGCCAGCCAAUCGCAGUCACAGACAUGUUGUGGCUACUAUAGCCCAGUAUAUAUACCAUUAUCAUGAUCAGAGGUUACCAAGACUUUCCACUCUACUGCUCAAAAGAUUAGCUAUGGUAUCUCCUAUGUCCAUAAUGGCAUGUUUGGGUAAUGACUCAGAGGCUAUCAGAGACAUCUAUCUUGCACGCUUACAGAGUUUCACGGAGCAACCUAGACUAAAGGUGGUUAUCCUAGAGCUACUGUCUGAAUGUGUCGAUACCCAGCCAGGGUUGAUAGAGCUCUUCAUCAAUGUGUGCCCAGCACCUCCUGAUGCUAACCCAGUGGCUGGCACCAGCGCCAGUGUGGAUACAACACCCCCUGGCUUACAGUUAGGCAGGACCAGUUGCCUACAAGCAAUAUUGGAUAUGUUUGAGGAAAGAAAACAGUUGACCCACUACUGCCCAUCUGAGCUACUGUGUGCCUCAUUAGAGUUCUUACAUGCCCUGUGGAAUGGUAGGAGAGAGACGGCCAUGGCUGUUCUGAGAGAAAAAGAAACAUUCUGGAGAUGUGUCUGUGUGUCAAUCAUGCGUGACCUCCGACCUCUAAAGGACAACGCUGGACUACCUCUAUUGGAGCUAAAGACUUGUGGAUUUAUAUUAAGAAUAUUAGCAAUGGAACUCUAUGUCACACCUGAAGCUAAACUGGACAAGAACCUGAAGAAAGUCCUAGAAGAUAUCUCUAGUCAGAAGAGGCUCCUCUAUUGGUCAAAGUACCUAAGAGAUGUCCUCCAAAACACCCAGCAGGAUGAUGAUGUCAUAGACACCCUAUUAGCGGAGCAUCCUGUUGUUAUAUUCCUCAACUCUUGGCGAUCUCUGUUGAUUAUCCUUGCGUCACAUUCGUCUCAACCUCUACAGAUAGAUGGAGCAACUAAAUGUCAGAUAAUGGGCCAUCUAUUGGAGGGAAUGAAAUCUCAAUUUGCCAGCUCUGUGAGUAUGGUAGGAAUGAAUCUGGCUUCUGUGUCAAGCGCCCUCUAUCUUACUCUCUUGAAGAAUUGGAUAAGGCAUAUUAAAGACUGGGAAGGGACUAUUAAAGAUUUAGAGGAGCUGCUAGGCUUGAGUUGUUCCAACAGUGAGGUCUUGAUCCCUCCUGUACAGAUAGGUGUCCUUGGUGCUUUGCUACACAUAGUACAGUACAUCAAAAAACAUAACAUAGGUUGCCAGCCAUCAGUUUUGUCUAACCUGGUAGGGGUUGUAUGUGAUGUACUGGCCCAGAGCACCUACCAACUAGUGCCUCCCAACCCAACAAUGGGAAAAGAUGACAACAAUGCCAUCGAGCUCAAACUUAAGUUACAAAUCUCAUGUACAUGUCUAUUGGAAGAACUGAUCAUGUUACUUGGGGGACCAGAGUCAUGGCUACCUUCAUUACAACAGCAUGCCAUUCUACCAAGUCUACUGAACUCUCUAGAAACAUGGCUUAAUGUGAAGCAAGGACUGAAGUACGUGCAGGCAGUUCUGAUGUUAUUCCUUACUCUUUCCAAACACCAGUUAUCUGCUGAGGCCCUGGCAGUGAAUGGGUUAACACAACACACAUGUUUACCCUUACAAGGAGCCUACAGUGAAGACCCCUUGAAAAAUAUACAGGCUAAAAAUGUACAGGAAAAAUGUGAACUAGCAUCUGAAAGUCCAACAUGGUCAUCAAUAUAUUGCCUAGCAACACAAUUGACAAUGUCCAUGCUGUCUCAGCUGCGCCAUUCAUUCCUUCAGGAUGCUCUCAACUAUGUUGGUGUUCACCAGGAAAGAAUGCACAAGUCUUUAGAGCGGGUGAAGCAAGUGUCUAAUGCUAGUGUUCUACAAGAAGCUGAGGUGACAUGCUACUUUAUAGCUGAAUUAGCGCAUUACUCUCGACAGUGGAGAUUGCAACUUCCCCAGGUGCUCAACACAUUACUGACAAGCAUGUGUUACUUGAUGCAGACCUGCGUCUCAUUUCUAAUCCGGCCAAAGUUUCUGCAGCAUGUUCUAGAGUUUCAACGUCAUAGUUUGGAGGAGAAGUCAACAAAGACACAUCGACCAAUAGAACAAAUGUUGACCCCAGUACGUCAUCUGCAACAACAGACCUCAACUGAUGAUGUAGACAAACCUCCACAACAUUUAGUAGACCAGCAGACAAGACUUCUGAAGAUACUUUGUGGAUGUUUAACUGGCUUGAGGCAGUUCACUCCUAAUCUAUGCGAGAUCCUGUUUGACCAGAGUAUGGAUUUGAGUGAAUACGAUCCUUUCCUAGGAAUAGGAUUCAGUACGCCAUCUAUUGACAAUGACACUCCACCAACAUUUGGCACCCUUGUCUCAGGAAUAAAUGUCUGCGUCAGAUUUUUACAAAAGUUAGAGCCAAGGCUUGGCUCCCCAGUUAAGUCUCCAGCAUCAUUAACAGAGCCUAUAAGUAUUCCAAAGCCUAUAGUAAUGUUUGUGUUGGAGAACUCAUUGGUAUUAAUGAUGUCCCAGGCCUGUAGAUACCUCAAAGAACCUCACUUAUCACCCAGAGACAAACAGUUACUCAAAAGAGAGUUAGGGGCUGAAUUGAAUUCAUUCCUGACUAGCCUACAGAGACAUUUACGACGUAGUGGCCCUGUGUCACCAGGGGGCACUGUACUAGCUAGCCCAACACCAGGUGGGGCUACUCUAGGACGUUCACUAUCGCAGACAACAGUUGCUACCACACAGGACCAAGACUAUUUUAAACUAGUGGAUAUUUUCCUGAAACAAGUUUUGAGAUGAUUGGAUGUAUGGUAUUCUAACUCCACUCAUACAACCAGCUAAUGAAUAUCAAUGGUAUUAUUGAAAUACUUUGAAAUGUUGUGGUUUUUAAUGGAAAUGUCAGUGUAAUGAACAAGAAUAAUAUAAAUAAAUUUAAACUGGAAAUGAAAUAAUUCAUCCGUCUAGUAGAUAACUGUAUGUUGCCAUUUCAAUGAAACAACAUAACUGCAUUAAACUAACAAAGUGAAUAUGUACAGACAAUAAAACGUGCAGGUUUGAAAGUACUUCUAUAUGUUUAUGGUACGAUGAACGAUUGUAGUUAUUUUUGUACAAGAAGAAUA
Molecule: messenger RNA, 5629 nt
Organism: Owenia fusiformis
Lineage: Eukaryota; Metazoa; Annelida; Polychaeta; Sabellida; Oweniidae
Source: the annotation of a GenBank genome assembly